Messenger RNA from Aspergillus ruber CBS 135680, 336 nucleotides. RefSeq names its product putative C2H2 finger domain protein. Bases 1 to 336 code for a protein of 111 amino acids. Lineage: Eukaryota; Fungi; Ascomycota; Eurotiomycetes; Eurotiales; Aspergillaceae. The transcript has 3 exons. The record is from RefSeq and is a predicted model, not a curated record. Gene Ontology annotation, molecular function: zinc ion binding; nucleic acid binding.
AUGGGUGCAUUGAGACGAGUGAAGACGAAGCGCCUCACAAGAGGCUACGAUCAAGUGCGCGAAGACCUUGAUUCCCCCAGACAUCUUGCGCAGUACAAAGCCACCAAAGAUGCAGAAGAUCUUCCAGGCCUAGGGAAGCACUAUUGUGUUGAGUGCGCGAAAUGGUUUGAGAGCGAGUACAAUAUGGUCUCCCACACCAAAGGCAAGAAUCACAAGCGAAGACUCCGCCUGUUGCGCGAAGACCCUCAUACGCAAAAGGCCGCCGAAGCUGCCGUGGGAUUGGGAACGGACAAUGGCAAGCGACCACAGGAAUCUGAAAUCGCCAUGGAGGAAUAA